CGGUGGUGGUGGUGCUGGGCCAGAGGAAGAAAAGGACACGGAGGCCGCCCUCGCCCCGCCACCCUCCACCCGCUUUCCCCCCGCCCCGGCUCCGGGAGAUGUGCCGGGCGGGGGGCUCGGGGUCGCGGAGCCGCAGGAGAAACGCGCAGGGCCGACCCCAGAGCUACGCUGGACAGGCUGGUGGGCUAGGCUGUGGUGCCUGCCUGGUGAGGUGGGGCGAGGCCCCUCGCAGAGGUCACUGAGAGUCUCGGACGUGUGCCCGGCCGCCGACAUGGCCCGCCUGGCUGCCGUGCUCUGGAGUCUCUGCGUCACCGCUGUCCUGGUCACUUCAGCCACCCAAGGCCUCAGCCGGGCUGGGCUCCCAUUCGGGCUGAUGCGCCGGGAGCUGGCGUGUGAAGGUUACCCCAUCGAGCUGCGGUGUCCGGGCAGUGACGUCAUCAUGGUGGAGAACGCCAACUAUGGGCGCACAGACGACAAGAUCUGCGACGCAGACCCCUUCCAGAUGGAGAACGUGCAGUGCUACCUGCCUGAUGCCUUCAAGAUCAUGUCUCAGAGGUGUAACAACCGAACCCAGUGCGUGGUAGUGGCCGGCUCUGACGCCUUCCCUGAUCCCUGUCCUGGGACCUACAAGUACCUGGAGGUGCAGUACGACUGUGUCCCCUACAAAGUGGAGCAGAAAGUCUUCGUAUGUCCAGGGACGCUGCAGAAGGUGCUGGAGCCCACGUCCACGCACGAGUCGGAGCACCAGUCCGGCGCGUGGUGCAAGGACCCGCUGCAGGCCGGCGACCGCAUCUACGUCAUGCCCUGGAUCCCCUACCGCACGGACACGCUGACCGAGUACGCCUCGUGGGAGGACUACGUGGCCGCGCGCCACACCACCACCUACCGGCUGCCCAACCGCGUGGACGGCACGGGCUUCGUGGUCUACGACGGCGCCGUGUUCUACAACAAGGAGCGCACGCGCAACAUCGUCAAGUACGACCUGCGCACGCGCAUCAAGAGCGGGGAGACGGUCAUCAACACGGCCAACUACCACGACACCUCGCCCUACCGCUGGGGCGGCAAGACCGACAUCGACCUGGCCGUGGACGAGAACGGGCUGUGGGUCAUCUACGCCACCGAGGGCAACAACGGGCGGCUGGUGGUGAGCCAGCUGAACCCCUACACGCUGCGCUUCGAGGGCACGUGGGAGACCGGCUACGACAAGCGCUCGGCCUCCAACGCCUUCAUGGUGUGCGGCGUCCUCUACGUGCUGCGCUCCGUCUACGUGGACGACGACAGCGAGGCGGCCGGCAACCGCGUGGACUACGCCUUCAACACCAACGCCAACCGCGAGGAGCCCGUCAGCCUGGCCUUCCCCAACCCCUACCAGUUCGUGUCCUCCGUGGACUACAACCCCCGCGACAACCAGCUCUACGUGUGGAACAACUACUUCGUGGUGCGCUACAGCCUGGAGUUCGGGCCGCCCGACCCCAGCGCUGGCCCAGCCACCUCCCCGCCCCUCAGCACAACCACCACAGCUCGGCCCACACCCCUCACCAGCACAGCCUCGCCUGCAGCCACCACCCCACUGCGCCGGGCACCCCUCACCACACACCCAGUGGGUGCCAUCAACCAGCUGGGACCUGAUCUGCCUCCAGUCACAGCCCCAGCACCCAGCACCCGGCGGCCCCCAGCCCCCAAUCUGCACGUGUCCCCAGAGCUCUUCUGUGAGCCCCGAGAGGUGCGGCGGGUCCAGUGGCCAGCCACCCAGCAGGGCAUGCUGGUGGAGCGGCCUUGCCCCAAGGGAACUCGAGGAAUUGCCUCGUUCCAGUGUCUGCCAGCCUUGGGACUCUGGAAUCCUCGGGGCCCUGACCUCAGCAACUGCACGUCCCCCUGGGUCAACCAGGUGGCACAGAAGAUUAAGAGUGGAGAGAACGCAGCCAACAUUGCCAGUGAGCUGGCACGCCACACACGGGGCUCCAUUUAUGCGGGAGACGUGUCUUCUUCCGUGAAGCUGAUGGAGCAGCUGCUGGACAUUCUGGAUGCCCAGUUGCAGGCCCUGCGGCCUAUCGAGCGCGAGUCGGCCGGCAAGAACUACAACAAGAUGCACAAGCGUGAGAGAACCUGCAAGGAUUACAUCAAGGCCGUGGUGGAAACAGUGGACAACCUGCUCCGGCCAGAGGCACUGGAGUCCUGGAAGGACAUGAAUGCCACGGAGCAGGUGCACACGGCUACCAUGCUCCUGGACGUCUUGGAGGAGGGUGCCUUCCUGCUGGCUGACAACGUCAGGGAGCCCGCCCGCUUCCUGGCUGCCAAGCAGAACGUGGUCCUGGAGGUCACCGUCCUGAACACGGAAGGCCAGGUGCAGGAGCUGGUGUUCCCGCAGGAGUACCCCAGCGAGAACUCCAUCCAGCUGUCCGCCAACACCAUCAAGCAGAAUAGCCGCAACGGGGUGGUCAAAGUGGUCUUCAUCCUCUACAACAACCUGGGCCUCUUCCUGUCCACGGAGAAUGCCACAGUGAAGCUGGCAGGCGAAGCAGGGGCAGGGGGCCUGGGUGGCGCCUCUCUGGUGGUCAACUCCCAAGUCAUCGCGGCGUCCAUCAACAAGGAGUCCAGCCGUGUGUUCCUCAUGGACCCUGUCAUCUUCACCGUGGCCCACCUGGAGGCCAAGAACCACUUCAAUGCGAACUGCUCCUUCUGGAACUACUCGGAGCGCUCCAUGCUGGGCUACUGGUCGACCCAGGGCUGCCGCCUGGUGGAGUCCAACAAGACCCACACCACGUGUGCCUGCAGCCACCUCACCAACUUUGCUGUGCUCAUGGCACACCGAGAGAUCUACCAGGGCCGCAUCAAUGAGCUGCUGCUGUCGGUCGUCACGUGGGUGGGCAUCGUGAUCUCGCUGGUCUGCCUGGCCAUCUGCAUCUCCACCUUCUGCUUCCUGCGGGGCCUGCAGACCGACCGCAACACCAUUCACAAGAACCUGUGCAUCAACCUGUUCCUGGCCGAGCUGCUCUUCCUGGUUGGGAUAGACAAGACUCAGUAUGAGAUCGCCUGCCCCAUCUUCGCGGGACUGCUGCACUACUUCUUCCUGGCUGCCUUCUCCUGGCUGUGCCUGGAGGGUGUGCACCUCUACCUGCUGCUGGUGGAGGUGUUCGAGAGCGAGUACUCCCGCACCAAGUACUACUACCUGGGCGGCUACUGCUUCCCGGCCCUGGUGGUGGGCAUCGCAGCAGCCAUUGACUACCGCAGCUACGGCACCGAGAAGGCCUGCUGGCUCCGAGUGGACAACUACUUCAUCUGGAGCUUCAUCGGGCCGGUCUCCUUUGUUAUUGUGGUGAACCUGGUGUUCCUCAUGGUGACCCUGCACAAGAUGAUCCGAAGCUCAUCCGUGCUCAAGCCUGACUCCAGUCGUCUGGACAACAUUAAGUCCUGGGCCCUGGGGGCCAUCGCGCUGCUCUUCCUGCUGGGCCUUACCUGGGCCUUCGGCCUCCUCUUCAUCAACAAGGAGUCGGUGGUCAUGGCCUACCUCUUCACCACCUUCAACGCCUUCCAGGGGGUCUUCAUCUUCGUCUUUCACUGCGCCUUACAGAAGAAGGUGCACAAGGAGUACAGCAAGUGCCUGCGUCACUCGUACUGCUGCAUCCGCUCCCCACCUGGGGGCGCUCACGGCUCCCUUAAGACCUCAGCCAUGCGGAGCAAUACCCGCUACUACACAGGGACCCAGAGCCGGAUCCGGAGGAUGUGGAAUGACACGGUGAGAAAACAGACUGAGUCCUCCUUCAUGGCGGGUGACAUCAACAGCACCCCUACUCUAAACCGAGGUACCAUGGGGAACCACCUGCUGACCAACCCUGUACUGCAACCCCGUGGGGGCAGUAGCCCCUACAACACGCUCAUCGCUGAGUCGGUGGGCUUCAACCCCUCCUCACCCCCUGUCUUCAACUCCCCAGAGCACCCCCUGGGAGGCCGGGAAGCCUGCGGCAUGGACACCCUGCCUCUCAAUGGCAACUUCAACAACAGCUACUCCUUGCGGAGCGGGGAUUUCCCUCCCGGGGACGGGGCCCCUGAGCCCCCACGAGGCCGGAACCUGGCCGACGCGGCCGCCUUCGAGAAGAUGAUCAUCUCGGAGCUGGUGCACAACAACCUGCGAGGCGGGGGCGGGGGUGCCAAGGGCCCCCCGCCGCCCGAGCCCCCCUUGCCACCUGUGCCAGGGGGCGGCGGCGAGGAAGAGGCGGGCGGGCCCGGCGGUGCUGACCGGGCGGAGAUCGAACUUCUCUACAAGGCCCUGGAGGAGCCACUGCUGCUGCCCCGGGCCCAGUCGGUGCUGUACCAGAGCGACCUGGAUGAGUCGGAGAGCUGCACGGCUGAGGACGGCGCCACCAGCCGGCCCCUCUCCUCCCCUCCGGGCCGGGACUCCCUCUAUGCCAGCGGGGCCAACCUGCGGGACUCGCCCUCCUACCCGGACAGCAGCCCCGAGGGGCCCAGCGAGGCCCUGCCCCCACCCCCACCUGCACCCCCUGGCCCCCCAGAAAUCUACUACACCUCACGCCCACCGGCCCUAGUGGCCCGGAACCCCUUGCAGGGCUAUUACCAGGUGCGGCGGCCCAGCCAUGAGGGCUACCUGGCUGCCCCGGGCCUCGAGGGGCCAGGGCCCGAUGGGGAUGGGCAGAUGCAGCUGGUCACCAGCCUCUGAGGGGAUCUCAUGGACCAGGGGC
Molecule: messenger RNA, 4697 nt
Organism: Castor canadensis (American beaver)
Lineage: Eukaryota; Metazoa; Chordata; Mammalia; Rodentia; Castoridae
Source: RefSeq, a predicted model, not a curated record